GCGCGCGCGCCUCCGCCAAACCCUGCCCAGCCCAGCAGGAGCGCUGGGCGGCCGCCUUGGCCCCGGGUCCUUCUCCUCCUCCUGCCCCGCCUCAGCUCCACCUUCCGCGCUUCCAGGCCUGGCGGGACCCGGAGCGAGAGCCUAGGCAUGGCGGCACCUCCCUCGUCCACCUACGAGGCCUUCGUUGCGCUGCACGGGGCGGCGCUGACCGCCUCUGCCGUCCCGGCGCGCCACUGGCCCAGCCUGUGGCACAAAUUGGAGAAUGAGGUGUUUGAUGCUGGUGAAUAUUUUGGAAUCAUGCAAGUGGAGGAGGUGGAAGAAGAGGAAGGGGGUGAUGAGGACAUGCAAGAAAAAAUGGAAAGGAAAGCAAAUCCAGGGAAUGAGCUCUGCUACAAAGUGAUUGUGACGAAUGAAAAUGGACUUGAAGCAGCAAACCCUAAUAGCAUUUUUCUCAUUGACCAUGCAUGGACAUACCGAAUUGAACACGCCAGCCAGCAGCUGCGUCAGGUUCCUGGUCUGCUUCACAGAUUGGCCAGUUUGAUGGGUAUAGACUUCCAUGGCGAAGUACCAGAUGAGACAGUUGUUGACCAGGUGUUGGAGGAUAUGUGGAAAUACAAUCAGACCUAUCAGCUGUCUCAUGGGACUGCCGAAGAAAAGGUUCCUGUCUGGUACAUUAUGGAUGAAUUUGGAUCAAGAAUCCAGCACUCAGAUGAUCCCUCUUUUGCAAUUGCCCCUUUGUUUUACAUGCCACAACAGAUUGCUUACACAGUUCUCUGGCCCUUAAGAGACCUUGAUACUGGUGAGGAAGUAACCCGUGACUUUGCCUAUGGGGAAACGGAUCGUUUAAUCAGAAAAUGCCGGCUUUUACCAUGGCUACCAGGAGUGUUUCAAGAUAUCAACCACUUUAUCAGGGAGCCAUCAGAUGAGCAUUACCAGACAAUUUUAGAUGAAAACAAAGAAAAACUACCAAUUUCAAUAAAGCUUCCUAUGUAUGACACAGAUAAAGUUUUCAAAGUUUAUACGGACCUUCAGCAGGUGCUUCAGAAUUUGACUCACUCACGCUUUGAAUUUACUGAUGCUGAGCAAGAGGCGGAUAUACUCUACAGCUUUUCUCACUUCAAAGAUUACAGGAAACUAAGUGAAGAAAGACCUCAUGUGAUGCUGAAUCAGUUUCCAUGUGAGAACCUCUUGACAGUGAAGGAUUGUCUAGCCUACAUCUCAAGACGGGUUGGAGGCUCUGAGGGGCCAAAAUGGUUGCCUCAUACUUUUAACCUUCUAACAGAAUUGCCGCAGUUCAUCAGUUACUUUCAGCAGCGUGAGAGAAGAGGAGAAGACAAUCAUUGGAUAUGCAAGCCCUGGAACCUGGCCAGGAGUCUGGACACUUAUGUCACCAAGAGCCUUCACAGUAUCAUCAGGCAGAGAGAGAGCAGCCCAAAGGUGGUGUCUAAGUAUAUUGAGAACCCUGUGUUGUUUCAUCUGGAAGAUGUUGGUCUGGUUAAAUUUGACAUUCGUUACAUUGUGCUUCUGCGAUCAGUGAAACCGCUUAAAUUGUAUGUUUAUGAUGUGUUUUGGCUACGAUUUUCAAAUCGGCCUUUCUCACUUGAUGAUUUGGAUGACUAUGAGAAGCAUUUUACAGUCAUGAACUAUGCGCCAGGGGUACCAUUAAAACAAAUUCACUAUGACCAGUUUAUUCCCCUCUUUGAGAAACAGUAUCCUGAGUGUUCUUGGAAAUCCGUUGAAGUAAGUCACUAUCAAUUAAGUGGUAUAAUUUUUCAUAUUUUGUUAACAUUCUUGGAACCAUCAUACUGAUUCAGUGGCUUGUGAGC
Molecule: messenger RNA, 1826 nt
Organism: Sphaerodactylus townsendi
Lineage: Eukaryota; Metazoa; Chordata; Lepidosauria; Squamata; Sphaerodactylidae
Gene: TTLL12
Product: tubulin tyrosine ligase like 12
Exons: 12
Coding region: 148-1809 (553 amino acids)
Biological process (GO): protein modification process
Source: RefSeq, a predicted model, not a curated record